Myxocyprinus asiaticus (Chinese sucker) is the source of this 7532-nucleotide messenger RNA. RefSeq names its product cullin 5a (gene cul5a). Lineage: Eukaryota; Metazoa; Chordata; Actinopteri; Cypriniformes; Catostomidae. The record is from RefSeq and is a predicted model, not a curated record. Gene Ontology annotation, cellular component: Cul5-RING ubiquitin ligase complex; SCF ubiquitin ligase complex. The transcript is spliced from 19 exons. Gene Ontology annotation, biological process: SCF-dependent proteasomal ubiquitin-dependent protein catabolic process; protein ubiquitination. The coding region runs from base 39 to 2375 and encodes 778 amino acids. Gene Ontology annotation, molecular function: ubiquitin protein ligase binding.
CGAGACCGAACGAGAGGAUAAGUUAAGGAAACAUAGCGAUGUCUAAUUUGUUAAAGAACAAGGGAUCCCUCCAGUUUGAGGACAAGUGGGAUCUGAUGCGCCCCAUUGUCCUUAAGUUGCUUCGCCAAGAGUCCGUAACUAAGCAGCAGUGGUUCGAUCUCUUCUCAGAUGUUCAUGCAGUUUGUCUAUGGGAUGACAAAGGACCAGCAAAGAUCCACCAGGCCCUCAAAGAGGACAUCUUAGAUUUUAUUAAGCAGGCCCAAGCGAGAGUGCUAAGUCAUCAAGAUGACACGGCGCUCCUCAAGGCUUACAUCGUGGAGUGGAGAAAGUUCUUCACGCAGUGUGACAUACUACCUAAACCGUUCUGCCAGCUAGAGAUCACCCUGAUGGGCAAACAGGGCAGCAAUAAGAAGUCCAACAUGGAGGACAGCAUUGUUAGGAAGCUGAUGCUGGACACUUGGAAUGAAUCCAUAUUCUCCAAUAUCAAGAAUAGACUGCAGGAUAGUGCAAUGAAGUUAGUCCAUUCUGAACGGUUGGGAGAGGCGUUUGACUCGCAGCUGGUCAUUGGGGUCAGAGAGUCUUAUGUGAACCUGUGCUCCAAUCCUGAUGAUAAGCUGCAGAUCUACAGAGAUAACUUUGAGAAAGCCUACCUAGACUCUACUGAGAGGUUCUACAGGACCCAGGCACCAUCAUAUUUGCAACAGAAUGGAGUACAGAACUACAUGAAAUAUGCAGACGCUAAAUUAAGGGAAGAGGAGAAACGUGCACUACGAUAUUUAGAGACUCGACGUGAAUGUAACUCUGUACAAGCACUUAUGGAAUGUUGUGUGAAUGCACUGGUAACAUCAUUUAAAGAAACGAUCUUGGCUGAAUGUCCAGGCAUGAUCAAACGGAAUGAGACUGACAGGCUUCACCUCAUGUUCUCGCUCAUGGAUAAAGUGCCCAGUGGGAUAGAGCCCAUGCUGAAAGAUCUGGAGGAGCACAUCAUCAGUGCUGGACUGGCAGACAUGGUGGCUGCUGCCGAGACCAUCACAACUGACUCUGAGAAGUAUGUGGAGCAGCUUCUGACUCUGUUCAAUCGCUUUAGUAAAUUAGUGAAGGAAGCGUUCCAGGAUGAUCCAAGAUUCUUGACAGCCAGAGAUAAAGCAUACAAAGCAGUUGUGAAUGAUGCCACAAUAUUUAAGUUGGAGCUGCCACUGAAACAGAAGGGGGUGGGUCUCAAAACACAACCAGAGUCGAAGUGUCCAGAGCUGCUAGCCAACUAUUGUGACAUGCUGCUAAGAAAGACGCCACUAAGCAAAAAGCUGACUUCAGAGGAGAUAGAGCUCAAGCUAAAGGAAGUGCUACUUGUGCUAAAAUAUGUCCAGAACAAGGAUGUGUUCAUGAGGUACCACAAAGCCCAUUUGACAAGGCGUCUGAUCCUGGACAUAUCAGCGGACAGUGAAAUUGAGGAGAACAUGGUUGAGUGGCUCAGGGAAGUUGGUAUGCCUGCUGACUAUGUGAACAAGCUGGCUAGAAUGUUCCAGGACAUCAAAGUGUCCGAAGAUCUUAACCAGGUUUUCAAGGAGAUGCACAAACAUAACAAGCUGGCUUUGCCAGCGGACUCUGUGAACAUAAAGAUCUUGAAUGCUGGAGCAUGGUCACGCAGCUCAGAAAAGGUGUUUGUAUCUUUGCCCACUGAGCUGGAAGAUCUCAUCCCUGAGGUGGAGGACUUCUACAAAAAGAACCACAGCGGCCGCAAGCUCCACUGGCACCACCUCAUGUCCAAUGGCAUUAUCACUUUCAAGAAUGAAGUAGGGCAGUAUGACCUGGAGGUGACGACCUUUCAGUUGGCUGUACUUUUUGCCUGGAACCAAAGACCCCGAGAGAAGAUCAGCUUUGAGAAUCUGAAACUUGCCACUGAGCUGCCUGAUGCUGAACUGAGACGAACUCUCUGGUCUCUUGUUGCCUUCCCAAAGCUCAAACGCCAAGUGCUGUUAUAUGAACCUCAAGUGAGCUCUCCUAAAGACUUCACAGACAGUACAUUGUUUUUCGUUAACCAGGAAUUCUCCUUAAUAAAAAACUCCAAGGUUCAGAAGAGGGGGAAGAUAAACCUGAUUGGUCGAUUGCAGCUGACGACAGAGCGAAUGAGAGAAGAGGAGAAUGAAGGCAUUGUCCAGCUUAGAAUAUUAAGAACACAGGAGGCCAUCAUUCAAAUCAUGAAGAUGCGUAAGAAGAUCACGAACGCCCAGCUGCAGACAGAGCUGGUGGAGAUCCUUAAGAACAUGUUCCUCCCUCAGAAGAAGAUGAUCAAAGAACAGAUCGAGUGGCUCAUUGAGCACAAGUACAUCAAGAGAGACGAGACGGACAUUAACACCUUCAUCUACAUGGCGUAGCACAUAAAUGACCCCAGAGAUGAUCCAUAACCGUUCUGAGGAUGAUGAAGAUGAUGUACCUGUCGAGGACCAGCAGCGGGGGAGGGAUGGUGACAUCUCGAAGAAACUGAUUAGGCUGCUGGUCUUCUGGCGUAGUGAUGAGCUUGACAGUCACACAUCAGAGAAGUUAAUUUAAAAAAUAAAAUCCCUGCCUUACCUUACAGUGACGACAUACAAGAUGAGGAUAGGAGAUCUAAAAAAUAAAAAAAAGACGAAAAUGAUUAUAUUUUUGCCAUUGGUAGUCAGUAUGCAUGGUGGGCGGUUCGCCUUUUGUAUGUGUUGAUCUCCAGCAGCAUGCGGUCAGUGGACAUGUCACAAUCAUACAAGGAAUUUUUGUGUUUGCUGUGUUAAGAGUGUUUUUCCCUCCCGAAUCUUCCGUCUGCAUUCACGUCUACCCAUCCUCAGCACACAGGCCGGGCGAGCGCCGUCUCACUGUUAUUGUACAACACCUGGCUGUGCACGGCAACAACCGAGUCACUGAGGAGAGUGAACCAGGACGGAGGACUAGCAUUAGCACUUUUCACAUUCUCUGCCACAAUAUGUCCGCAUGGCUUUAUUUGAGUUGUUUUGUAUGACUUUGGGUUUUGUUUCUUUUCUGUCUUCAUCAGAGUGAUGAGUUUUGAACUAUCCUUAGACUACAAAAGAUUUUAGUGGUUAUUCAGAGUUUACACCACAAGUUAGUCUGGGUUUAAAGGGAUAGUUCACCCAAAAAUGGAAAUUCUGUCAUCAUUUACUCAUCCACCGUACGAGUUUUUUUUUUUCGUUCACUUUCCUUAUGUGAAAAAAAGAAGCAAUGAAAGUGAAUGGUGAUUGAAACUAACAUUCUGCCAAACAUCUCCAUUAGUGUUCCACAGAAGAAAGUCAUAUGGGUUUGGAACAACAAGAGGAUGAGUAAAUGAUGACUGAUUUUUCAUUUUUAGGUGAACUAUAUCGUAAUUGCCAGGAAAGAGGCAGCAAGUGUGGUUCAAGACGUCAUCUACAACGUCACAAAAACCUUCCCAUCCAUAUAUCCAUGGUCAAGGUCUGCAGGGAGAAUCAGGCUCACAUGGUGGUAUCAAAUGUCUGUUUGACAUGUACUUGUGAGGUGCCAGAGAACACCAAGCCAAGAAAGUCAGUGUAACAUAGUCACAAUUUUGUUUUAUUAGUGUUUACUUCAUGCAGAGGCAAGUGGAGAUGGGCAGCGUUUUCCGUUAUCGGUCUCAUUAUUGGUUAUUAUCGGUUAUUCUCUUCACCUCAUUGUCAAUUAUUCUCUUCACCCCAUCACAACCUCUAAAGCACAGAGUUACUGAAGUCCAAUUAAAGCAAGCACUGCUCCAAACUCAGGUAAAGUAGGGCAGGAGAGUUAAAGAGUAGAUUUUGUCGGCAUUCAUUAGCGGCUCACGGCCCUUGCUAAUCUCACAGUGCCAAAGCAAACUAUGAGAGUGCUGAUUUAAAGAAGAAAUAAAAAUAAUGUGGGAGAUAUUAUAAUGAUUUUUCCCAUUUAAUUCUCUUUCAGAGAAUCCGUACAAUCCUGAAAUUAUUUGCCUCUGUAAUUCUAGGAUGUAAUUUGUCUGGUGGUUCUUAAAGGGACAGUCCACCUAUAAUGUAAAUUCUGUCAUCACUUACUCCAAUCUAUGUCUGUCCUCCGUAUGAAGCUUGGCAGAAUGACAGCCUCUGUCACCAUUUGCUUUCAUUGUAUGGGAAUAAAAUUCAAUGCAAGUGAAUGGCAACUGAGGCUAACAAUCUGCCUAACAUCUUUUGUGUUUGCAGAAGAAAGUCAUACAGGUUUGGAACAGCAUGAGGGGGAGUAAAUGAUGACAGAUUUGUAAUUGUUGGGUGAACUAUCCCUAUCAGUCACUUUGAGGGAGCCUUGUGACUGACAUCAGGCAUAAACAGUUUAGAAAUAAUUCUGGGCUUUUUUGAGUGCUGGCCAGUGUCUUGCACUGUCUGAACAACAGCUUGUGCAAUUAUGUUGAUCCAAUGUCUGUUAUAAUCAAAAGAGAAGUGUUCCAAUUAUAUCCAUUUAGUGUCAAUGUUUAAUGGAAUAUUCCAGGUUCAAUACAAGUUGAGCUCAAUCAACAGCAUUUGUGUCAUAACUUUGAUUUCCAUGGAAUUUUUUUCUUUUUUUUUUUUAACUCAUCCCUCAUAUAUAUAUAUAUAGAGUUGUGGUUACAGCAAGGCAGUUACAAUGGAAGUAAAUGGGACCAGUACUUAAAUGUUACAGUACUCACUGUUCCAAAAGUAUGGCAAUAAAACAUCAACAUUAUACGUGUUGAAGUGUCUUUAGUGUGGUAAAAUCACUUACUAACCAUAUCUGUGUAAAGUUGUAUCCAAAAAUAGGAUCAAAGUAAAAACACGUUCAGCCUGCGUUCAUGUACUGGCACCAUUUACUUCCAUUGUAAGUGCCUUACUGGAACCUCAAUCUGUGCUUUUUGUAAAUAAAUGGGGGAAGAGACAAUAAUUUUUUUUUUGAGGUAAUCAACAUUAUGCCACAAAUGCUGUCGAUUGAGCUUAACUUGUAUUGAACCCGGAACAGUCCUUAAAGGAUUAGUUCACCCAAAAUUGAAAAUUCUCUCAUUUACUCACCCUCAUGCCAUCCCAGAUGUGUAUGACUUUCUUCUGCAGAACACAAAUGAAGAUUUUUAGAAGAAUAAUUCAGCUCUGUAGGUCCAUACAAUACAAGUGAAUACCAAAUUUUGAAGCUCUAAAAAUCACCAAGUCAGCAUAAAAGUAAUCCUAACGACUCCAGUGGUGAAAUCUGUCUGAUGAGAUAUAAAUGUGGGUGAGAAACUGAUCAAUAUUUAAGUUCUUUUUUACUAUAAAUCUUAACUUUCACAUUGUUUUGUUUUUGGUGAUUCACAUAUUUGUGUAUAUCACCACCUACUGGGCAAUGAGGAGAAUUUAUAGUAAAAAAGGACUUGAAUAUUGAUUGGUUUCUCACCUAUUAUAUCGUUUCAGAAGACAUGGGUGGUGUCGUGUGGAUUAAUUUUAUGCUGUUUUGAGUUUCAAAAUUUUGGUACCUAUUGACUUGCAUUAUAUGGACCAACAGAGCUCAGAUAUUCUUCUAAAAAUCUUUGUUUGUGUUCAGCAGAAGAAAGAAAGUCUUGGAUGGCAUGAGGGUGAGUAAAUGAUGAGAGAAUGUACAUUUUUGGGUGAACUAUCCCUUUAAGAGUGUGCAGAAAAGUAUUAGCUCUUAUAGGCAUGUUUCAAAUAUCGACAGUCUUUGAUCAAUUUCAGAUGCAGUUUUUUUUAGUGGGUUUGGUGUUGUAUAUUAAUUACUGUUGGUUGUUUUAAACCUAGACAAACAUCGCAUAACUUGAACUGAUUUGUUAUACACUCAACAUGUACCACAAUAUUUUAAUGUGUUGUGUGUGGAAAAGAUUAACAACUGAAAUGUUUCCUUUAUUGGUUGAUGCCAUCAUGAUUUGCUUGACAGUAUUCUUAUAUAUUUGAACAUACAAACUAAUUGGGGGGCAAAUAAUACGUUUGAGGAUAACGCUGUAACUGCAAAAUAAAAUUCUUACCAUUGAUGUUUAAAUAAUGUAAUUUAUCCUUAAGCUCAAAACAGUGGAAAGGUUUCCAUUGAUCGUAGGGCAAAAAAAGUCAUUCUUUAUAAGAUCCAGUGUACAACAGUUUGAGAACAUUGUGUUAUUUGAUUGCCCACUUUAUUUAUAACUUAAGCAUGUUUGUGAGGGUGAAAGAGAGUGUGUGUGUGUGUGUGUGUGUGUGUGUACGCUUACAGUAGGAACCUUUUACAACAGGGUGGUGACGAAUCCUGUUACGUUAAUGCAUUUACCUUUUUCAAAUGUAAAAUCAAUGUUUCCACUGUCUGUGUUUUCUCAUAACAUUUUCUCUUGGUAAAUACUUCUAUUUUAUUUGGAGAAGCACUAUCAUUUUCUAAUGAAGUCUGUUGUGUGAAUGUGUUAUGUUGAAGCCAGAUUUUGACCCUCCCUUCUUUGUUGUUGGAUUACAUCAAAUGCAAUGCAGUCCCAAAAACUUUUCAGAAGUUUCAAUUCAUUGGUGUGGAAGAGGGCGAAAGUGAAAAAAAAAAAACUUGCGUGAACCACCUGGAGGGAAUGCUACAUUUAAAAGUUUUAAAUUGUUUUUUUUUUUUUUUGGGUCUACAUGAGAUAUAUGUAGUAUAUUCUCUGAUGCACAUGGAAUGAUUAAUGUGAGUGUGUGCGCACAACACUCAAAGUGGUACAGUGCAAGUAUCCUGCAUACACGUAUAAACACAUAUAAACAUGAAAAGUUCUUUUGGAACACUCAAGCAGUGGAAUUGUGUAACCAAGUGGAAUUAUUAGCCAUAUAGUUUGAUGAGGUCAUGUGUUUGGGUGCACUUUUGGUGUGAUCGCUUACUGAGCGGCACAACGGUGUGAUUUGAGGAUUUUCAUCAUUCUAAUACUGUAUCACUCCUAUGAAUAAUGUGUCUUGUAAGCACUGGCUGUCCUUUAUCACAUUUCAGGUAGGAGUGGUGUAUUUUGUGUUCUGAAGAGUGUCUUCCAUUACUGUCACCGAAUGAGAGUUUGUAUAUUGCAAAACUGCAAAUUAUCUUUUGAAAGGGUUGUCUCAUAAAAACAUCUCUUAAUAGGUUAAUAACUGUUACUUUAGUCCGGUAUGAUGCAUUCAUAUUUCUUAUCAGUAUUCAUAUUAGUAGAGUGAACUGCUCAAUAAUAAAUAUUCAUUUGUAUGACACAUGAGUAACGUGCUGCAAUCAUUUACCAUCUUUUCCCGAAUUUCCACUCAUAUUUACUGUAUCCUCUAUGCGGUUCAGUAGGACACUGAACACACAAAAUUGAGUUCCCUUUAGUGUGACAUGCUGUUUUUGUGACAAGCAAAACUAAAUGUAAUGCUAAGAAGGUGCAAAUGCUCUGCCUAUAUGUCUGUUUUCAAGAUUUAUUGCCUGAAGCCUGAAAAGCUUCAAGAUUAUUUGAAAUGUAUCUCUGACAUGUUUGAGGUGAAAUGUGUGCCCUUGUUCAGUGAUCUGAAUCUGGAGGAAUGUUGAAUGGACGCUGUUGCAGUCUAAAUGAACAUUUCCAUGUACUGCAUUUGAAUUGAUUUUCUUUGAUUUGUUUUUUUUUUUUUUUUUUAAGUUGUAUAAUUUAUUUACUGGCAAAAUAAAAAAAACUUUUAAAUGAG